GCUCCAGACCGCGGAGUCACGGGACGGGACGCACCGACCAUGCCCUACGUGCUCAUCACCACGCAGAGCCGCGUGGAGAUAGGCCCCACCAUGGUGGGCAAUGAGUACUCGGAUCCGGAGCUGAUGAAGCAUCUGGGGGCCUCAAAGAGAAACGUCCUUGGAAAUAACUUCUCUGAGUACUUUGUCAAUGACCCGCCUCGCAUCGUCCUGGACAAGCUGGAGCGCAGGGGCUUCCGUGUGCUGACCAUGACGGCGGUGGGCACGACCCUGGUGUGGUGCCUGCAUAAGGAGUGACCAUGCCCUCAGGCCCUGCCCCUCGAGGCCCGCUCCAGUGACUCCUGCCGGCGCCUCCCCACGUCACCCCCCGCGGUCCAGCACCGAAGGGCAGUGAGGGGUCCUCGGAGGUCCUACUCCAGGGUGCCUCCCCGCCGCCCCCUGGCUGCAGACUUGGCCCUGGCUGGCGGCAGGCCAGGUGCUGGACCAGGUGGCCCCCGCCAGACCUGCCAUCGGAGAGGACAUCCCCAGAUCCGUCAGGCGGGGCCUUCAGAGCCAGUCUAAGCCAAUAAAGGACUCUGACUCCC
This is a messenger RNA of Perognathus longimembris pacificus (Pacific pocket mouse), 581 nucleotides long. RefSeq names its product GTP cyclohydrolase I feedback regulator (gene Gchfr). The record is from RefSeq and is a predicted model, not a curated record. Gene Ontology annotation, biological process: negative regulation of biosynthetic process. NCBI's taxonomy places the organism in Eukaryota, Metazoa, Chordata, Mammalia, Rodentia, Heteromyidae. The transcript has 3 exons. The coding region runs from base 40 to 294 and encodes 84 amino acids. Gene Ontology annotation, molecular function: GTP cyclohydrolase binding. Gene Ontology annotation, cellular component: nucleus; cytoplasm.